This is a messenger RNA of Daphnia pulicaria, 738 nucleotides long. RefSeq names its product dnaJ homolog subfamily C member 7 homolog. Bases 1 to 738 code for a protein of 245 amino acids. The record is from RefSeq and is a predicted model, not a curated record. The transcript has a single exon. Lineage: Eukaryota; Metazoa; Arthropoda; Branchiopoda; Diplostraca; Daphniidae. Gene Ontology annotation, cellular component: cytoplasm.
AUGAGAGGGUUCCACGCUGCCCGUAAUAUUCUUCAAAGCGCAAACGAAAAGCUUGUCCUCCAACUAGACAGCAAAGCAAAAGAACUUGAGGAAGAAAAAGCCUUGUCAAAGAAGAAAAUCCAGGAGUUAGAAAGCGACCACCAGGAAAGCUUCGGAAAAAUUCGACAAUACUACCAAACUUUGCUUAACAACAGAAACUGCAAAAAUAAUGAACUUGAAGAAACGAUCUCAGAGUUGAACUCUACAAUUGAUGAAUGCGAAGAAAACCACCGCACUGAGAUGGAAGAAAUAGAUACGAGGUAUUCAAAAGUAAUCGAUGAACAAAACGAACACUUGAUGCAGCUGGAGUCUAGGGUUGCCGAGUUGACACAGAAAAACUGCGAAUUGAACGACACUGUGGACGAACUAGAGCUCAGCUCUUACGCGCUACCAGAUUACUACAAAAUUCUGAACGUGAAUAGGUUAGACACCGACGAAAAAAUCAUGAAGUCCUACAGAGAGAAAAUUCUACAAGCCCAUCCAGACAAGAUCAAUCAGAUACAAACAGAUGAUGUUGACAAAGCGUUGAUGAAGGCGAACCGACUAAGCCAGGCACUUAAUCGUGCAAAGGACUUAUUAAUGAAUUCGAGACUUCGGUAUCAAUACGACAGCUGGUUAGACAUGACGGAGAUCAAGAAAACAGAGAAGAAAAUAUGGGAUUAUAAAGCGUUUGAAGAACGGAAACGUUACAGGAAUUAA